AUGUCCUACCCUUCUUUGUCCAAUUACUACGGCUCCUCGGCGCAACCACCAAAUACUGAUAGUAAUGCCUAUACAUCUAACAGAAGCUCCGGCGCCUAUAACUAUCCAUCUUCAAUAACAGGCUCUACCAGUGGUCAGCAGGUUUCAUAUGGUUCGUCAGGAUAUGGAUACACGGGACAAUCUUUAUACCCUAAUAAUACAAAUAUUGAGCAAGAUACGGAAGGAUAUGCGAACAGCGCAAACUACAACUAUCGAAGAAACAAUCAGUAUGAUCAUCAGGAUUCGUCACUAAAUGAUGCAUAUCCGCAGAACUACUAUGGUCAGUCCAACCCCAACAACAGUCAGCAUCCUACACAAAGUCAUGCUGAAGGCCUGAGUAAUCUCGCAUAUGCGUCGGGCUUGGAUCCGUCGACCACGAGGUCAACCACGUCGCGGGACACCCAGCAUCAUAGUGCUGUUCCCCAACACGAUCGUACACAGUCACCUGUCGAAAUGCCAUCGAGAUACUCGGUCAACCCUCCCACUGUCUCCACGUCGUAUCCUAUGCAGCAACAGGCUUCUGCAUCCUCAAGCUCGAGUCAACAGCUCGCUCACAAUGCUGCCGCUGCUCUAGCUGGGGCCGUUGGUCGAAGAUACCCUAACCAGCAGCAAGGUAAAACUGCCAGCCCUUCGCCAAAUGUGCCGAAUGCUAGGCCUAGUGUGACACAGCGAACUGCUUCACCACAGGUUUAUGUUACGAGCACUUCAUACUCUGCUUACAGUCAACAGCCGUCAACUGUGGCCAACAUCUCGCACUCUUAUGUAACAAAUCAGCAGCCCCGGUCCACACGAGGGAAUCAACCCGGUUCAAAUCCUCCCGCAAGCGCAAGACAAACGCACAUGUUAAAUGGUACAACCACAGUUCAGAAGUCUAAUGUCUCCUCAAAUCAGGCUAACCAACAGCAGCAAUCCACCAGUACCAAACGUCGCAAUAUUCAGCAAAUGGGCAGCAUUGCUAACCUCGUGACUGCUGCUCAUGAGGCUGAGUCGGGAGGUUACGCUCAAGCUCCGGCGACGCCAGAUUCUGCACCAAAUUUCAUCGAUCCCACUGCUGUCUUCGAUCCGUAUCACCGAGAGCGUGAAAGAAGACGUCAAGAGGCGGCCGCUGGGGCUCGAAGAAAGGCCGAAGAGCAAAACCAAGCUGAGGUAGCAAGAACACAGGGCGAAGCAGAGCUCGAACAACAAAUGCCUCAAGGAGACCAGCAGAAAGCCGUCAAUGUGCAGAAGCGGCAGGCUGCAAAGGAAACGUCCACAUCCUCUGGUAAAAAAUCCGAAAAGCGGAAAGCAGACGAAACGACAGCCUCGACCUCGACCGUGGCUGAGCCAGCAAGCACUGUUGUAGGGACGGAAGAGGAGGCCAUGGCAUUGGAGAUGAAGUCAAUCAUGGAAAAAAUGAAGUCGUUUCAAAGCAAAGAUCCUUCCCUGUUUAAGAAAUUGUGGAACGAUAUGCGCCAACCAGGUUCACAGGCACCAAGCAAUGUGGUGCAAUCACCUUCUCCUCAAAUUAUAUAUCAACCCCUACCCGGGCCAACAGCCUCUAGUGAUAUCGCAGCGAACCAACAAACACCCAACCGUCCGAUCUCAACUCAGGUCAGUGAAUCAGUAGAAAGGCCAUUAAACGGUAAGAGGAAGGCUGCUAAGGUUGGUCCGGAUGGAAGCAAGCUGUAUCUCAAUGGCUACUCUGUUGUCGUCGAGAACAAUGCCGAGGGUUUGCCAGAUCUGGGACGAUUCCCAGCCGAGAGAAGGAUUCGGUCGGCCAAAUACAACAGGAAAGAGAAGGCAGAUGAUGAUCAGGAAGUCACUACGGAGGAACAACUUGCUGGCUCUACUUUGUCGCAGUCGGAGAAUCCUCCUCCAUUGCCUGCAGUGACUGCAUCUGCACGAUCUUUCAAUAAGAAGUCCGCUUCGGCCGCAAAAGCCCAAGCUACGCCGUCAGCUCUUCAAAACGCACUUGGUUCAGCAGCCAGCGGUAGUACAGUAAUUGAUGGAUCCGGAACUGCGAAAUCCUCCUCUGGAACUGUUUGGCCGCUUGAAAAAAGAAAUGCUCUCACGAUGACCGCUAUGAGGGUCCUGAAAGCUAACCCAGAAAAUGCUAACAUCGAGCUAGCGGAGGACGACUUGCGGAAGAUGUUAGAGAACAAUCCUUCAUAUAUUACACUGUGUGAACUGCUUGAGCAGCGUGGCUUGAAGUUUCACAGAGGCCAUUUUGCCAGAGAGCUCCUGAAUAGUGUUCCCGAACUCAAAACUCCAACGCCUGUAGCUAACAUACCACCAACGCCUACUCAGCAGUUGCAGGUCGCUGUCACAACCUCGGCGGAAGCUUCUACUCCGGCUCAACCUGCGCCAACACCUUCUCAGCCACCAUAUCCAGUACCACCACCGGGCUACAUGAUACAAUGGCAUAAUUCUCCAACUGGGCAAUUCGUACCUCCUCCACCUAAUGCUCAAUAUGGCCAGGGUGUGCUUCACUCAUCUGGUUAUGGACAUCGACCGCCGUCGUCGCUCAAGACACCCAAAUCGAAAUUGCCCAAACGGCCUGAACCAGUUCCAGGCUCGAAGGAAGCAGCAGCCAGGAAGCGUGAUUUUUCCGAGUUAGUCGAUCUGACACAACUUACGGAGGAUGAGAACUAUGUCGUGCCGGAUAAGCUACCGCAAUCUGAUGAUAUAGAUUCCGAUGUUGAGAUGAAGGGCGAUACAUUUCAAGUGUUCCGACAUCAGUCUCAGGCACCGGCUGGGCCGAAUCAAGUGCAAACACAUCCGGGCUACUAUCCUGCACCUGAACAGCCAGUUCAAUUCAAUCCACAAUAUCCACAAGUACAACUUCAACCUAGGAAGGUGGACAACGUGCAGGAUUCUAGAAACCAGCGUACGAUCCUUGCCAAGCCUCUGCACAAGAGUGAAGCAUUGAGAAAACAGUACUAUGAUCCAAAAACAGUGGCCAGGGACGUCCUCAUUGCCUCAGGACGACAUCCAUCCGAACGUCCGCUCAAUGUGCAUCUAGCUGGAAUGUUGGGUAAACACAUCGACCUCGAGUCUGAUGUGAGUACUUUUGAAUGGGAUGAGAUAGAUCCAGGUGGCCCAUCAGUGUCUAAAGUUGAAUUGGUAGAUCUACCUGCAACGAAGCCCCGGUUUAAGCUUGGAGAUCGAACAGUACGGAAAGCCAAAAUGCCCGUCGACAGAACGCGUCAUCCCGAAAAGGAAAAGCGUCCUCCGAAUGCGCUAGCGUCUCCGAGCCAGCCUCAAGCACCUUCAGCAAACACUCAGUUUCCAAAGUUUCCAAAGUUGAAAAAUCCUUCGGGCCUGCGUCACUCUCUACUCGCCUCUGACGCACACGCUACGCCUGCGACGUUCGACCCGACCCGUCCUUCUCAUGUACUACCUAUCGAGCCUGCGUCCUCUGCUCAAAACGGUUCUCCUGAAGGCAACGUGCCUGUAGUCAAGAGAAGGAUGGGACGACCGCCAGGAUCGAAGAACAAAUACCCUUCACUCAAAGCACUGAAGGAACAGGCAGCCGCUACUUCGGCAACUGUGACGAUCAAUGUGCCACAGCGCGAACCGACUCCUAGUCGAGACAAGUUCAAGUGCAAGUGGAAGAAGUGUCCGACUGUCUUGCACAAUCUUGAUGUCCUUCGAAAACACAUCGGUCGUGUCCAUCGUCCCUCCAAUGAUGAUGCUGCCAAUGAGGGCUACACGUGCUGGUGGAAGAAGUGCAAAUUCCUCAAGCAGGAUGAGAACGGCGAUUGGAUCACAACCAAAGCAUUCGAGCAUUGGGAAGAGUGGCUGAAGCACAUUGAGCGUGACCACAUAACCCCAAUAGCUAUGAAGUACGGUGAUGGUCCAGCCACGGCACAUGUUGAUCCAUUAAUCAUACAACGCGACCGCGAGGCUUAUUGUGCAGAUGGUCGUCACCACGAAGUCACGCCCAUGAUCAACGACAAGGACAAUGGCAAUGAACAUUACCCUCGUGACGUCCUCAACCUUACCGAAGUAACACCCCACGAUAUUCCAAAGAAGAGCCUGACUCACGAGCAGAAGACUGAAAGAGCCGCUUUCGAUGCGUUCCUGAGGGCACACGGCUUGAGCGCAGACACCAAGGCAGCGAGCAAGGAGGUUUUAAGAGCAUUUGAGAAACGCAAGGAGAAGAUGGGACCAGGUCUGGAUCGUGGUGGCUGUACACUUGUUACGCAAGAGAUGAGGGAGACCUUCGUGCAGAACCCCGGUGUUCGUCAGGUUGUGGCGUGGGAUGCUUGA
Lithohypha guttulata is the source of this 4290-nucleotide messenger RNA. RefSeq lists its product as uncharacterized. Lineage: Eukaryota; Fungi; Ascomycota; Eurotiomycetes; Chaetothyriales; Trichomeriaceae. Bases 1 to 4290 code for a protein of 1429 amino acids. The record is from RefSeq and is a predicted model, not a curated record. The transcript has 2 exons.